CAGCUGAACAUCUCCUACACACCUUUGACUGUAAACACUAACAGGACUGAAGGAAAUGAAGACUUUUAUGCUAUGCUUCGGUGCCAUCUUGUUGGGAGUUGCUGUUGAGGCUGCUGCUGAUCCCCAACAUUAUCCAAAACCAGCGUACGGCCAAAAGUACAAGAGCGAGUACAAUUAUUGCGAUCCACGAAAAGCACCGAAAUGCGCUGGAAAAGGCAAUGAAACGUUUUGCCUUAAGGACUCUGAAUAUCCAGCCAAAGAAGUUAAGUACGCCAUUGAAUACGAUCCUUUGGUGUUGAGGAAAUACGCCGAUGUUGCUGAUCAAUCGGCUGAUAAUUUAGUCGAUGGUUUGACAUCCUUAUCGGAGAAUCAUUUCGAUUACCCCGAUUAUCACGGAAAGACAUUUGAAAAGAGCAAUUGGGUUGGAGACGAAGGAUACAUCUGCCCCAGUGACGUCCUCUACACCCGUCCUCUUCGUGCCGUGAAUGCUGACGGUGAAUGGCGUGUCAUCGUGCAAGAUAUUGCCUGGCCAGGAUACACACAGACCCAACGUAUCGAGACUUGUUUGUUCCCAGGAGCAUCUUGUCGUACUGUCGCUCCUUGCUAUGGAAGUAAAUGCCUUCAAAAGUACGUCUAUCAGCGGAUGCUUUCCUUCGAUCCCUGUGAUCCAGAGAAGGGAAUUUUUGUCGACAUCUACCAAUUGCCAUCAGCUUGUUCCUGCAAUGUUCCUCGUAAGUUCCAAUGAGUUUUAAAAU
Messenger RNA from Daphnia carinata, 755 nucleotides. Its product is annotated as neurotrophin 1-like. Gene Ontology annotation, molecular function: growth factor activity; Toll binding. The transcript is spliced from 3 exons. Bases 56 to 745 code for a protein of 229 amino acids. Gene Ontology annotation, biological process: innate immune response; regulation of Toll signaling pathway; central nervous system formation. NCBI's taxonomy places the organism in Eukaryota, Metazoa, Arthropoda, Branchiopoda, Diplostraca, Daphniidae. Gene Ontology annotation, cellular component: extracellular region. The record is from RefSeq and is a predicted model, not a curated record.